Desarmillaria tabescens is the source of this 1253-nucleotide messenger RNA. Its product is annotated as Bicoid-interacting protein 3-domain-containing protein. Gene Ontology annotation, molecular function: snRNA binding; O-methyltransferase activity; RNA methyltransferase activity. The record is from RefSeq and is a predicted model, not a curated record. The transcript has 5 exons. Gene Ontology annotation, biological process: snRNA modification. NCBI's taxonomy places the organism in Eukaryota, Fungi, Basidiomycota, Agaricomycetes, Agaricales, Physalacriaceae. Bases 61 to 1011 code for a protein of 316 amino acids.
UAGAUAAAUCGGAGGAAAAUAGUCCAGUUGGACAUCAGGAAGGUAUAAUUCUUGGUGCUUAUGCACUGGAAGAAUCAAGAUGGUGAUCUACAACUCCACGUGGCUGUGAACCUCUUUUUCCAUUACCACCACCACCAUUUCACUUUGCCGACGCUCCACUUACAUAGACCACCAACAUCGCCUUCAAUGAAGAAACGAGAUGCAACCUCAAGGUCACACGCGAUUGACUCGAACCCUCCGAUUUAUGGGAACUAUCAUGGCUACUACUCUAGAAGGCCCUUCAUGAACGAUCCACGACUAGCCCUACUUCCUGUAGAUUUCUUUGUUGGAAAGCGAGUGUUAGAUGUGGGAUGCAAUGAGGGUUAUGUUACUUGCGAAAUUGCUCAAUCUUGGGGAGCUCACAAGGUUGUUGGCGUUGACAUUGACGAGUCUCUGAUCCGGGCGGCGUGGAAGAGACGGACCGUCGUUUGGUCUUCACAGUCCCCUUCAGCACCUGUAACGGACGACUCGGCACAAGAAGUACACCCGGAUUACUUUCCUCUAUCGUUUGAGCACAUGUUUGGAUCUUUGCCGAUACCACCCAACCAGAAUCGUGGCAAGCAUGUUUUUCCGCAUAAUGUUUCGUUUCGCGCGUCGGAUUGGGUCAACAAUCAGAUUCCGGAGGAUUCUGAGCCGUAUGAUAUCAUAAUAGCGUUCUCGAUAUCGAAAUGGAUUCAUCUAAACCAAGGCGAUGAAGGACUCCAGCAAUUUUUCCGUCGAGUACAUUCUCUUCUUCGGCCGGGAGGUACUCUCGUCCUCGAACCUCAAUCAUGGGAUACAUACAAGAAGGCGAAGAGAUUGGACAAGAGUUUGAGAGACAAAGCAGCGACCCUGACAAUACGACCCGAGGAUUUUGGGCUACUCCUGUCUCACAUUGGCUUUAGUUUAGCACAGCACUUGGGCUUGACAGGUGAAGGAGGUACGUUCCCGAGCCGUGCAGCGCUGUUUCCCCAUGUGACGAGCAGUACAUAGGUUUUUGUCGCCCAGUAGAUUUAUACGUGAAAACAUGACCAUACGUCUGCUGUAUCACACCCGUGUAAUCGGAAUCAUUGACAGCCAGCGCAAAGGUGUGCUGGGGUUCGGGGCGGAUUCAGUAAUGUGAAACACACAUAAGUGCCCAUUCAUCAUAGAUUGUUCUUCCGCGACCUGAUUGGCCGCGGGGUUUGCAUCCGGACCUUGGCAAAUCAUUUGAAAUGCACAGCUCAAUAAAAAGC